Messenger RNA from Guillardia theta CCMP2712, 1659 nucleotides. RefSeq lists its product as hypothetical. Bases 1 to 1659 code for a protein of 552 amino acids. The record is from RefSeq and is a predicted model, not a curated record. The transcript is spliced from 10 exons. Gene Ontology annotation, cellular component: cytosol; ubiquitin ligase complex. Gene Ontology annotation, molecular function: ubiquitin protein ligase activity; ubiquitin binding. Gene Ontology annotation, biological process: protein ubiquitination; ubiquitin-dependent protein catabolic process. NCBI's taxonomy places the organism in Eukaryota, Cryptophyceae, Pyrenomonadales, Geminigeraceae.
AUGGCCAGCGUGUUCAGCGUUUGGACGGAGUGGCGUACCAAGGCGAUCAAGCUAGGAAGCCCGAACACUGAUCUCCGAGUCAUCUUUUCUCUUCAGUUCUGGGAGAUUCUUCUCGACUCCUAUCCUCAUAAGCUAAUCAUGUUGAACUUCGGCUGCAACCUUCUCUAUCUCGUCGGCAAGGUUUUACAGCUCCUGCUCCUGGGGCAGCUGAGGGAGCUGGAGGCCGCGAAGAUCAGCGAUCGCGUCAGGACAUACGUCCUCGUCAAGUUCAUCUUCAUGGGAGCUAUCCUGCAAGACCACGACGAGAAGGAGAUGAUGGUGUGGUUUGUGUGGCUGGCCCUGGUGGGUUUCUUGAAGCAGCUCGGGCUAUUGGCGAGGGACCGUCUUGAGUUCAUGAUGUUGUCGGUACAGACGAAGAGCGUCGACUAUGCUCGUCUCGGGCUGCUCAUCGCCUUUGUUCUCACCUGCGACGCUGUUCUCAUGCGCUGCUGCCUCAUGAUCUUCGGCUGCUGGCCGUCCAAGUGCGAGGCCGGAGGGUUCGGGGUCACGCUGCUGCUGCUUUUCGAGUGCGUCCUCAUUAUCGUCGACAGCGCGCAGACGAUCAUAAGAUUCUGCAUCCACAUGAUCAACUUGUCACGCGAUGGGCACUGGGAGCAGCGGAGCCUCUACUCCUUCUACACGGAGGCUGCAGCGGAACUCAUCAACAACUUUCUGAGCCUGUUUCAUUACGGUCAUGUCUGGAUGAUCCAUGGCAUGUCAGUCACGUUCACAGACGCGAUGCUGUUUCUCCUGACGCGGAGCAUCGUGAACAGCAUCCGAUCAAAGUUCUCUUCCCUCUCAGCGUUCCUCAACAUUGACAAGCGCUUCCAUGACGCCACUUCGGAGGAGUUGGCGCAGGUCGACGACAAGUGUUCUAUCUGCUGGGAGACGAUGUCAAAGGCCAAGGUUCUGCCGUGCGGGCAUGCUUUCCACCUGGGGCUGGAUCGAGCAUUCAGCAACAUGUCCAAAUUGCAGGCGAUCCAUCUCGGAAACGGCGGUGCGAACCUUCCGGGGCAGAGAAGGCGGUGGAGCAUUUUGAGAUGGUUGUCGAUGAAUGAGAAUGGCAGACAAGGAGGAAAUCAGCGGAGAGGUUUCCUCCCCUUUCUGAGAGAUGUCUCUCUGCAGGCAGAUGAAAUCCCGCAGGAAAUCGUGCAGUCUGUCCUUAACGUCAUGCCGAAUCUGUCGCCCAGGGCGGUUCGACAGGAUCUCAUCAGAACCAUGGACGUUCAAGUCACUGUCAACAGGGGCCUUGAAGGCCUGAUCGCCGAGGCGAGCUCGCCCAUGCCACCCCCCAGCCAGCAGAGGCCUCGCCCACCGCAGGAAGCGGACGGGGAGCGUGACGCUGGUCCCCAGCGAAGUGAGGAUGAAAUCUCGCAAGAAGAAGACUUGCGGAGGCAAGGGAGUGAGAGUCAAGGGAGGGACGUCCGUGCGGCAGCAGCAGCGGCAGCAGCAGCGGCAGAAGCGGCAGCCGACGAUGGAGCCAACCAGAGGGUUGACGACCCCGCAGAAAUCUCGGAGGAGACGACUUGCGCGGCAGAGGGAGGAGAGAUGGUACAGCGCAGAAUGCUUCUCGCUCAGGCGGCUAUGAGAAGAGCCGCACCAAAGGAGCACCAGGAGUGA